Physella acuta is the source of this 3117-nucleotide messenger RNA. Its product is annotated as zinc finger protein 431. NCBI's taxonomy places the organism in Eukaryota, Metazoa, Mollusca, Gastropoda, Physidae. Gene Ontology annotation, molecular function: DNA-binding transcription repressor activity, RNA polymerase II-specific; protein binding; histone methyltransferase activity. The record is from RefSeq and is a predicted model, not a curated record. Gene Ontology annotation, biological process: cellular developmental process.
GCUUCUGAACUAGACUAUUCAAAAUUUAAAAAUUAAUUAAUUUCAAAAUCUAGAUUUCUAGAUCUAUUCUAUAGACCUAGAAUUUAGAUCUCAAUCUGCAUCUAGAUCUAGAUCUACCUAAUUAAUACUAAUUAACCUAAGGCUGAAGUUUUUCCUUGGUAGACAGAAGAUCAUGAGUGACCAGCUUAACGUGUCUAGUCCACACAUCCCAGAAGAUGAUGAGUAUCUCUUUUGUGAUGAGUGCAAAAUUAAAUACAUAGGAGAUUGUACUGAACAUGGUCCUCUAAAUAUUAUAUCAGAUUCACAGGUUCCCCAAGACUGCAUCAAGGGCAAGGACAAAAAUUAUUGUAGGAAAACACUGCCCCCUGGGCUGGUCAUUAAAACAUCUGGCCUACAUUUUGCUGGACUUGGAGUUUUCACCACAAUAUUUAUUCCUGCUCGUACAAGGUUUGGACCUUAUGUUGGGAAGAAAGAGAAAAAUGAGCAGAUAGCUCAUGAUUCACGGUAUUGCUGGCAGAUCUUCAAAGAUGGAAGGCCAUCCCAUUUUAUUGAUGCCAGUGACAGAUCUGAUUCUAACUGGAUGAGAUUUGUAAACUGUGCACGCUGUGAGGAUGAGCAGUGUGUCACAGCAUACCAGCACCAGGGUGAGAUCUUCUACAGAACUAACAGGGACAUUACUGCUGGCACAGAAUUACUGGUGUCCUAUGGAGACAACCUGGGCAUUCAGGUAGAGAGUGUUGGUGUUAAAAGCAAGAACAGCUUAGCAAACAUGGUGAACAAUGACAGUGAUAUUGAUGCAUGCCAGUAUUACAGAUUGGAUUUUUCAAAACUUUCCAAUUCGAAUAGGGGUCUGGAUCUCAAUGAUAAAGACAGCCAACAUUCUUCCAUGACGACAUCUAACUUUCAUCAACGCCAUAGAAUUCAUACAGGAGAUAAGCCUUACAAGUGUGACAGGUGUAGUAAAUAUUUUGAAAAAAGCACCCAAUUAAAGAUUCACCAAAGAAUUCAUACAGGAGAAAAGCCUUACAAGUGUGAGAAAUGUGGUAACUGUUUUGCGCAGCUUGGUAACUUGAAGAUACACCAUAGAUAUCAUACAGGAGAGAAGACUUACAAGUGUGAUAUAUGUGGUAAAUGUUACAUACAGCGUGCUUGGUUAAAGCAACACCUUAAAGUACAUGCAACAGAAAAAACUUACAAGUGUGACUUAUGUGGUAAAUGUUUCAAACAUCUUCCUUAUUUAAAUGAGCACCUCAGAAUUCAUGCAGGAGAAAAGCCAAACAUGUGUAACAUAUGUAGUAAAUCGUUCGCACAUCCUUCUUAUUUAAAGGAACACCUUAGAAUUCAUACAGGAGAAAAGCUGUUCAAGUGUGACACUUGUGGUAGAUGUUUCACACAUCUUGUUGUUUUAAAAAGACACCAUAAUAUUCAUACACAGAAAAAAUCUUUCAAGUGUGACAUAUGUGGUAAAUGUUUAACAAGAAAGUACAUUUUAAAGGAACACCUUAAAAUUCAUACAGGGGAAAAGCCUUACAAAUGUGAUGUAUGUGGCAAAUGUUUUAUACAACAUGUUGUUCUAAAGGAACACCUUAGAAAUCAUACAGGAGAAAAGCCUUACAUGUGUGACAUAUGUGGUAAACGUUUCACAAAGCGUUUUUUAUUAAACAGUCACCUUAAAAUUCAUAUUCCAGAAAAGUCAUACAUGUGUGAUAUAUGUGGUAAAUGUUUCACACAGCGUUUUCAUUUAAAGAAACACCUUCAACUUCAUUCUGGAGUAAAGUCAUACAUGUGUGACAUAUGUGGUAAAUUUUUCAUACAGCCUUUGCAUUUAAAACAUCACCUUCAAGUUCAUACAGGAGAAAAGCCUUACAGGUGUGACAUAUGUUGUAGAAGUUUCACCCAUCUAGCUUAUUUAAAGCAACACCUUCAAGUUCAUACAGGAGAAAAGUCAUACAUGUGUGAUAUAUGUGGUAAAUGUUUCAUCAAAUUAGCUUAUUUAAAGGAACACCUUAAAAUUCAUACAGGAGAAAAAACGUACAGGUGUGACAUAUGUGGUAAAUGUUUCACAAUGCCUGUGUAUUUAAAGGUACACCUUAGAACUCAUACAGGAGAAAAACCUUUCAUGUGUCACAUAUGUGGUAAAUGUUUCACAUAUGGUGGUGGUUUAAAGAGACACCAUAGAAAGCAUACACAAGAAAAGCCAUACAAGUACAAGUGUGAAUUAUGUGGUAAAUGUUUAAUAAGUCCUUCCCAUUUAAAAGUCCACUAUAGAAUUCACACUGGAGAGAAGCCUUAUAAGUGUAACAUAUGUGGUAAAUGUUUCAUGCAGCUUUCAGUUUUAAAAAUGCACCUCAGAAUUCAUACUGGAGAAAAGUCAUUCAUGUGUGACAAAUGUGGUAAAUGUUUGGCACACCCUACGUCUUUACGUAAUCACCUUAUAAUUCAUACAAAAGAGAAGUUUUUCAAGUGUGACAUAUGUGGAAAAUGUUUUAAAAGAAACGACCAUUUACUGGAGCACCAUAAAGUUCAUACUAGACUAAAGCCUUACAAGUGUGACAAAUGUGACAUAUCCUUUGCAAAGCUUAGUGAUUUAAAACGACACAAAAAAAUUCUUACAGGAGAAACACCUUACAAGUGUGACGCAUGUGGAAAACGUUUCACAUCACUUGCUUGUUUAAAGAUACACCGUAGACUGCAUAUACAAGAAACACCUUGCAAGUGUGACAUAUGUGGGAAAUGUUACACACAGCUUGCUGAACUGAAGAUUCACCUUAGAGGUCAUACUGGAGAAAAGCGUUACAACUGUGACUCAUGUGGUAAAUUUUUCAGAGCUCUUUCUUAUUUAACGAAACACCAAAGAGUUCAUACAGGAGAAAAGCCUUACCAGUGUUUCAAAUGUGGUAAGUGUUUCACACAGACCUCAAACUUACAGAGGCACCAUAAAAUUCAUACAGAUGAGUAUUGAGUGCAAGCAGUGUUUCUGCACCCUCAAAAUACUCCAAGUAUAACAGAACCCACAAAUUAAAUAUAUCUCUGAACAUCUGUUUGAACAAAACAUGGCUUGUUUUAUCUGUUAUGAUAUCCACAGUCAGUUGAUGACCAUCAUGACCCUUGCUUUGU